CGCUCCUUCCUUCACUCACUCAGCGCUUCAAUUUCGUUUUGCAUUUGUUCAUCUCUCUCUCUCUCUCUCUCUCGAUCGUCUCUUUCCAGGAAAAAUCUCUGCAGCAAAAAUAUCCAUGGAGAAACAACAGCAGAACCCGAAUCCAGAUAAAUCUGAAGCGGUUGCGGAUCCGGCAUGGGAAUGCGAAGGCAAAGGAGCUUGUGAGUUGAACGCGAAUAGGCGAUUCGCUGAUAAGAUCAUGCCUCAUCUUCUCAACUUGUACGGUUCUUGCGCUAAAGCCAAUGACUUUGACAUGUAUGCACCAAAUGCUUCGUUUGAAGACCCUUUAACGCAUGCCCAGGGAGUGAAGCAAAUCAAAUCAGCAUUUUAUUCACUCCCUAAGGUGUUUGGCGAGUCGAAGAUAGUUGAAUACCAUAUUCAAGAAAGUGAAAUCGCUCCGGGAAAGAAAGAGAUACUUAUUGACAACAAACAACAAUACAAAAUCAUGGGAAGGAACAUAGAUAUGAUCUCUCUCAUUAAACUCUAUGUCGAGAACGGGAAGAUUGUGCGACAUGAAGACUGGUGGGACAAGAAACCUCUGAGGAACAGAGACACGGUUAGCUUCCCGUUAGUAGGACGGGCAAUGGAGAUGGGUCGAAGAGGCUUGAUGCUAGCUACUCAUGCCAUGAUGGGUUUUGGUAAAGAUCCUGACUCACAUUGAAUAAAGGAAAUACAAACACAUCAUCAUAUAUCGUAGUGCCUUGAAUCUGAGGAACUCCUUCAAUCAGUUUGGUUUUUGUGAUACUUGUAACAUGUUAAUGGUUUGGUAUGGUCAAUAACGAAUUAUGGAUGGAAAGACUUUGCAGUUGCGCCAACCUGAACCAUACUGAUUUUGGUGAUAUAGCCUUUGGUCUGUUUUCUUCUAAAUCAAAAUAAACCGACGUGGGGCCGAAUCGAAGAACCUUCCUCAAAUGGGCCUUUACUGUCAAAAUCUAAAGUGUCCAGUUUCUUUUUUGUUUUUUUGUCUCGUCCUUGACGUAAUGUGUAAUGUUAGAUUUUGUGUGUACUA
Messenger RNA from Camelina sativa (false flax), 1048 nucleotides. RefSeq lists its product as uncharacterized. Lineage: Eukaryota; Viridiplantae; Streptophyta; Magnoliopsida; Brassicales; Brassicaceae. The record is from RefSeq and is a predicted model, not a curated record.